Molecule: messenger RNA, 255 nt
Organism: Acanthoscelides obtectus
Lineage: Eukaryota; Metazoa; Arthropoda; Insecta; Coleoptera; Chrysomelidae
Source: the annotation of a GenBank genome assembly
AUGUGUGAAGAAGAAGACGUGCUAUUCAAGAGCUGUUUCGCGAGAUCACUCGCCGUGAAUUCGCAAUAUAAACAACAGACCACGAAAUCCUCAGCCGCGGAUAAUCAGCAGGUGCAGAAUCAGGGACAACCGAAAAUUAGUGAUCAUUUAGGGACUUCCGUGAAAUCGUCCUGUGCUAUGAACGGGCAACAUCCUUGCAUCCCCGAGAUGAGUACAUCAGAAUCCCAGCAAGUUAUGUUGAGAAAGGUCAGUUAA